AUGUCCCUUGAACCGGACCCCAUUUUCAUAAAAGGUUCUCCUCCUCCUUCACUGAAGAGCAGCCAUUUCACUUUGCUCUCACCCAAAAUGCUCACAACAAGGCUCCAAAAUCUCAAGCUCCAUUCGUCUCUAAAACCCCACAUCAAAUCCCUGCGUCACUUCUUAAACCCUCUAUGCACCACACCCGAGUCACCGGAGCUUCCAAGCUGGGUCAAGUUCUUCGACUCCAACCACCCAAAACCCGCCGCGUCUUCUUCUUCCGACGACGACUUCGUCAUCCCUUCUCUGGCCAACUGGGUCGAGACCCACAACCUAAACCACCCCACCAAACCCCCCAAGCCCUCAGCUUCCGACGCCGACGAGACCCUCGAAAGCAUCAGCAAAAUCUUGAAGCUCCGGUACCCUUCGCCGGAAAACGCAGCUGAAGCGUUGGAAAGGUGUGAUUUUGAGGUGUCAGAUGGUCUGGUGCAACGGGUUUUGAUGAGGUUUAGCAAUGAUUGGGUCCCUGCUUUGGGUUUUUUCACUUGGGCAAAACGUCGAACAGGUUAUGUGCAUUGUCAUGAGGCCUAUAACUCCAUUGUUGAUGUGUUGGGAAAGUCGACAAAUUUCGAACUUAUGUGGGAUGUUGUUGAGGAAAUGGAUCGGAUUGGAAAAGGAUAUGUGUCAUUGGAGACAUUGACAAAGGUGUUUAGGAGGCUUGCAAAGGGUGGUAAGCACAAAGAAGCAAUCGAGGCGUUUCGGGGCAUGGAGAGGUUCGGAUUGAGCAAAGAUGUUGUGGCCUUGAACACUCUUUUGAGUGCAUUGGUGAAGGAGAGGAGCGUUGAGCUUGCGCAAGAAGCUUUCUUGGAGUUCAAGGAAUCUGUACCUGUGAAUGAUCACAGUUUUAAUAUUUUGAUACAUGGGUGGUGUAAGAAUAGGAAGAUGGAUAUUGCUAGGAGCACAAUGGAGGAGAUGGAGAGACAUGGGUUUCGCCCUGAUGUUUUCUCUUAUACUUGUUUGGUUGAGGCUUAUUGUAGUGACAAGGAUUUUCGGAAAGUUGAUGAAGUUGUUAGUGAAAUGAAGGGAAAGGGUUGCGCGCCGAAUGCUGUGACUUACACUGUCAUACUGCAUGCUUUGGGGAAGGCAAGGGAGAUAACCAAGGCUUUGGAGGUUUAUGAGGAAAUGAAAGGGAAUGGUGUUGUUCCUGAUGUAUCCUUUUACAGCUCUUUGCUAUACAUUCUUGGUAAAGCUGGCAGGCUUAAGGAUGUUCAAGAAGUCGUUGAGGACAUGACAAAGCAGGGUGUAAAACCGAACGUUGUGACCUAUAACACCUUGAUUUCUUGUGCUUGCGAGCAUUCGCAGGAAGAGGGUGCUCUCAAGUUGCUGAAAAAAAUGGAGGAUUCGUGCAAGCCUGAUGUUGAGACUUAUGCCCCCUUGUUGAAGAUGUGCUGCAGAAAGAAGAGGAUGAAGGUGCUCUACUUUCUGUUAGACCACAUGUUUAAGAAUGACAUAAGUAUUGAUGCUGGGACCUAUGCGCUUUUGGUACGCGGGAUGUGCAAGAAUGGUAAACUUGAAAACGCUUCCGCCUUCUUUGAGGAGAUGGUAUUGAAGGGUUUUGUUCCCAAGGACAGCACAUACAAGAUGAUGAUAGAGGAAUUGCAGAGGAAGAGUAUGGAGGAAAAGAAGAAAGAUAUUGAGAAGUUGAUGUUGCAGGCAAAAGAGAAAGGCAACUUAACUCUUUAAUGACAGUGGGGACUAUAGAUUUUCUACUCAGAAAGGUGACAGACUCUGGCCAAUUUGGCUACAUGCUGAAUGCUGAUUUAACCGAAUUUGAGACGAC
Messenger RNA from Fragaria vesca subsp. vesca, 1819 nucleotides. RefSeq names its product pentatricopeptide repeat-containing protein At3g22670, mitochondrial-like. NCBI's taxonomy places the organism in Eukaryota, Viridiplantae, Streptophyta, Magnoliopsida, Rosales, Rosaceae. The transcript has 2 exons. The record is from RefSeq and is a predicted model, not a curated record. The coding region runs from base 1 to 1722 and encodes 573 amino acids. Gene Ontology annotation, molecular function: protein binding.